AUGGAAAGACUUCAAAUGCUUCGUCAGCAUUUAAGCUCGAACGUAUUGCAUGAAGACUUUCCUCGUACCAGAAUUUUUACUUUAAACAGGCCUGAAAGAUUGAACUCCUUAAAUUAUGAAAUGAUUCAAACAAUCUCUGAUCUAAUUAAUACAGCAAGAAACAAAAAUUUUGUGUUUCAAAGCUGCACUCCUAAAGCUUUUUCAGCAGGAGGAGAUAUCUUGCUUCCCCUCUUUAAAUUGAAAAACAACUUUAAUUAAAAGAGUGCCUAAUUUUUCUUAAAAAAUAAUAUGGAAUUUUUUGGUAAGGCUACAUUAAUUGAUUACAAUAUUAAAUAUAAAUACAUAACAUUUUUUUACACGCCUUUUAAAAAAGUGCAAGCUAUAGCAAAUUUUGGGCAUCAAAACUAUUUGCGUAGAAAUUAUUGUUUUCAACUAUAAAAAAUUUUUAUUGAAAUUUAAAUUUUUUUUUCCAACUGAAAGGAAUUAAUUUGUUCUAGUUAAAGGGGGAUUUAGCUAUCUUUGAAAAUCCUUUAAUUAUUUUGGAGUUUUAUAGGGCAGAACUUUCCACCAUAUAUCAAGUUUAUAAGCAGCCUACUGAAACUCUGGCCAUUUUGAGAGGAUUAUGUAUAGGUGCUGGUAAUGGGAUAGCUAUGGCUUGUAAAUAUAGAGUAUGCACAGAAACUACUCGAUUUUCAAUGCCAGAAAGCGCAGUUGGUCUCGUUCCUGAUGCUGGAGCGUCUUAUUUUUUCUCGCAUUUAUCUAAUAAAUCAUUAGGACUGUACAUAAUGCUAUAGGAAAUUCCCGAUGAUGGCACUCAAUGUGCCAUCAUCGGGCACCUACAGUAAAGGGUCCACACUGGAAAUGGGUUCCACGUGUGGAGCCCUUUUUGAAACGUGGAGAAUCCUCACUUUCACGUGCCAAAAAGGGCUCCACAGGUGGAACCCAUUUUCAGUGUGGGGCCUGAACUUUAGUUGCCCGAUGAUGGCGCAUUGAGCGCCAUUAUCGGGCAACUUGUAUAACAGGAAAAGCUCUAGAUGGGAUCGAUUUAUAUUGAGCAGGUCUUUCAACACACUAUAUUCCAGAAGCUCAAAUCCCUAUAGUUUUAGAAGAAAUUAAAUCUUCAAGCAGCCUCCAUGAAGUUUUAGACAAAUAUCAUCAACCUCCUCUACAAGAAAAAUCCAAGCUUCUAAUGCAUUUAACAGAAAUAGAAGACAUUUUUACUGAUAUAACAACCAUUGAUGAUUUAUUUCUAAAUUUAUCUAUAAAUUCUACACCAUUUAAGAAUGAAACUAAGCUAAUAUUAGCCAAACUUUGCCCACUUUCACUAAAACUUGCACUAAAAACCUUUAAGUUAGGAUUAAGCAGAAAUUUAAAAGAGGUACUUGAGCAAGAUUACAGUUUUGGGGUUCAACUGGGCUAUAGAAGAAGCUAUAAUUUUAUGACGGCUGUUACAAAGAAACUAGUAGAAAAGGUCAAAGAAGAUAUUAAAUGGUAUCCAGAAGAUAUCAAAGAAGUCACAGAAGAAAUGGUCAACACAAUCAUUACAAACCCAGAAGGCCCAUUUUUGCAGCUUGAAUCAUAG
Molecule: messenger RNA, 1582 nt
Organism: Blepharisma stoltei
Lineage: Eukaryota; Ciliophora; Heterotrichea; Heterotrichida; Blepharismidae
Source: the annotation of a GenBank genome assembly